AUCGGUGGUGUCGGUGCUGCCGCGACAGGGAGGGCGGCAGGGGCCGAGCCCCGGGGAGCCAGAGAACCCGGCCGUCCGCUUCUACCCCUGUCCUGGCAUUUAAUCCUUGUAAAUCAGCCCAUAUUGCCCCUCCCCGCCGUUUUCCCUCUCCCUUUAGAUGCUGGCACCCCUCUGGGGUAAGUCAGCACCGUGGACUCGUAGCCAAGAGGGCGAAAGGCAUCCUCGGCUACAUCAGGCACAAAUACAUGACUGGUGUUUCAGGAAAUACUUGGGAAAAUAACUCUGCUCUGGCUUCAAAGGGCAGUCACAGCACCACUCAUGUGCCGACUGUCUCUUCUAACCAGCCACAGGUAGCAUCUUAGAUAGAAGACAAAAAAAAAACCCCAAGAGACUAUGUUCAGCUUCUUCCGAAAAAGUCAAGAAUCAAAGAAGGUUACAGUGCCAGAGAGAGAAGCAGAUGGAUUUGUUAUUGUGGGUGACACGGUUGAUGACCAAAGUAGAGAGUCAAAGGAUAAAACUUCAUUUCCGGAGACCAGACCAACACAUAACCAACCUCCACAGAGAUCGCAGUUGACUGUACCAAGUGCAGAGGCGGGAAAUCAAAGGAGUCAAAAUUUGGAAAGCAGCCCUUUCAUGUCAGACCUGCUGAGCGACGUACCCUUUGCCCUGGCACCACAUGUGUUAGCAGUGCAGGGCACCCACAGUGACGUUCCUGACCGAUUGCUCACCUACGACAUCAAUGAUAAUUUAUCAAGAUUUUGGUAUGACUUUACCCUUGAAAAUUCAGUGCUUUGUGAUCCAUAAUGUUUUCUUUAUUUUCUCUGCCUCUGUUGAGGAAUAAGUCUUAAAGGGAAGAUCAAGACUUAUUUUGUUUAGCUUAAUAUUUUGGGGGCCUACCACUGGUGUAUCAAAUGGGUUAUUAUUCACAACUGUGAUAUAUUUCUUAGCUUUAAAUGAACUGUAACUUUAUAUGUCAAAUAUUCUGUUUAUCUCCAAAGAAAUCAAGCAACCGUUUCAGCCUGAGUAGAGGACUCGCUGUUGGUAUCUACUUCCAGUAGGUAGGCUGCAGACACAAACAUUUCAUAACUUUAGGAGGAAGUCCAGCAUGUCUGCAAUGUUUUGUUAUUUUACUCAGUUAUCCAAACACAUAGAUCUUGUUACUCGUGUUAAGAUCUCCUCUGAUUUUGUACAGAUAGAAACCAAUAUUAACGCUAAAGCAAUGCUGCUCUGCAGAACUGGACAGACAACUUUUCUGUGAAACCAAGUUUUAAAACUCAGAGUUAAUUAUGAGUCCUUAAAUAAUCUUGAAGACUUAAUAAAAUUGGUUAAACUUAUCAAUUUCAAAAUGAAAGUCAGUUGCUUCCUUCCCUUUUCCAGUAGAUGGUAUUUUGUUGCCUGCCUGGAGAAGUCCUCCCCGCCUGCCUGUUGGCUGCUGUUUGUUCUCAUUACCACAUGUGUUCCUGAUUUAUAUACAGAUCAGCUUUUCCAUUUUAACCUCUUUGCCCUCUGAAGAAGGAAAUCUCAGGACACGUACUUUUAAUGGUCACACCCUUCUUUUUUUAAUUUGUGUGCCAGAGAUACAGAUGGCAAUGUUUAACAACAGGAAAACAUUACAUUGUUUCUUAUCCAACUAAAUUAAACUGCUAAGUACCUAAACAUGCGUUCUCACAGACCACUGUGUCCCUGCUCGCAAGCUUUGAGCAUGUUUUUCCCUACUAACACCAGAGCUGCUGUUCCACGAGCAACAGCUCUCUGAUGUAAUGUCACAGUUUGUGAAGAAUGAUCUGUGGCACACAAAAGACUACACUUGUUUUCUCUACUGGGGUACAAUAUUUCUAUUGUGCCAAAUGUUAGUGGAUAUUUUCUUGUAUUUUCUAUGCUCUGUGGUAGUUUAAAAUACAUAUAUUUUCAGACUUGCAUCCUCUUACAGUGUUUGAGAUAAGUACUGUAGAUGGUGAAGAAAUUACAUUGUGAAUAUAUCUUAGAUUGUUAAAUAUUUGUGGUUUAGAGUUUUUUUAAUGUAUGUAUUUAAUAUUUUUGACAGCUAUGUUCUUGAAUGUUUUGAAGAUAUUGUUUCAGGGAGAGUAUCUGUGCUGCACUCCAAUAAAAAGAUGCUAAGUAAUAGUGAGUUAUUUUUUAUGUGUGAGAGUUUUCAUGCGGUUUCACAUAUAUUGUUGACUACAGCUGUGACCAUUCAGCUUUCAUGGGAACUUGAACUUGAAAAUUCAAUUUGAAAAUCUUUUCAGUGUCAUUUAAAAAUUGGGGCUCUUCUAAUAUAUUGUGUCACGCUUUCA
Molecule: messenger RNA, 2294 nt
Organism: Empidonax traillii (willow flycatcher)
Lineage: Eukaryota; Metazoa; Chordata; Aves; Passeriformes; Tyrannidae
Gene: UMAD1
Product: UBAP1-MVB12-associated (UMA) domain containing 1
Exons: 5
Coding region: 394-804 (136 amino acids)
Source: RefSeq, a predicted model, not a curated record